UGUGUUGUGCUUUCGUGGUGGGAGUUUGUGGGGUCGUGCGGAAUACCUAAUGUAGCGCUCUCAAGGAUUGUAUACUUGUAUAGCUCAUUGUGUGUGAGGGAUCUAAAUAUAUGCCUAGGGACAUAAUAUGAGGUGACCAAGCUUACUCGUUUGGUUUGGACAACGUAAGAGUGAAAGAGGAAGAAGAAGAGGAUCAAGAUGGCGACUGUAAUGAUAGUUUUUCUUAUCUUCCUAAUAGCAGUGAUAUGUGUGUCACCGAACCCGGCUGCAACUAGGAAAGAGGUGAGGAAGGACCAUUGUAAUAAGACGGUGGACAUAUACGAGGAUGUAGUGUCCCCGGAAGUGACGCAGGAUACGUUUGGGAAGCCGAUGACGUGUUGGUACCGCUUCCGCAGCUUCCGGGGAACUCCCAAAGACUGGAUACUCAAGAUAAGGUUUAAGAAGUUCAAAGUAGGAACCCUGGUGAACGCUACCGACUGCCACAACGGGUACCUGCAGAUUGUAGACGGAAACGCCAAGACUGAGCUAAGCAAUCGCAAGGACCCGGGGCUAUUUUGUGGCGAGACAGAACAAGCGCAGACGUUCAUAUCUGAGACGAGCUUCGUGAAGUUGCUGUUCCACGUGGACAACUUCACAGACCAGACGUACUUCAGCUUCGACAGCCGCGCCGAGCAGCAGUUCGACGUGUAUCUGCGGUAUGGCCAACACCCUGAGCUCUACCCUAACAGAAGGGGACAAGUGGUGGCUGGGUCCUACUGUGAGAGGGUUUUCAAAGACUGCCGUCUGCAGACCUGCUACGUCCAGUCUCCCGCGUACCCGGGAGUUUACCCGCGCAAUCUCCACUGCUCCUACCAUCUCAACACUAGGUUGCCCUUCAUCAAACUGUACAUAGAGAAUGAGGAGUUCAACAUCGACGGUCAACGCUGCGAGAACAUCAUGACCUGCCCGAUGAGGCCGAUAUCAUCAGGAGCUGAACAUUGCCCUUACGACUACAUCAAGAUCUACGACGGCAAGGACUCGUCUAGUCCUGUCAUAGGAAUCUUCUGUGGGAUGGGGAAGUUUCCUUACUCCAUCAUCGGGACCAGCGAGGACCUGUUUGUGGAGUUCGUCACUUCACCAGCAGGCCCACUACUCAACACCGGGUUCCACUUCAACGUGGGCAACUGGCCGGGGCACGUGGAAACAGCUGGUAGCCGUACGGGAGCCUGUGAUUGGCUGUUGACCAGCGAUGAUCUUGUAGCGUCCGGUGAUAGCGAGGGCAUCUUCUUAUCAGUGGCUCACUGGUACCCGCCCCACACCAGCUGCACGUACCUCAUACAGGGGAAACCCAACCAGAUAGUUCGGCUGUACUUCCCCAGUUUUAGAAUCAACCGCAUAGAGUCGCCCAUCACAGUGUUUGACGGGGAUUGUGGGGAGAGCCUCACUCUCUACGACGCGUCUUGGCCUGAUGACGCCCGUAUCAUCAAAACGUUCUGCGACACGUUCUCUAGACCUAUGGAGAAACACGACUUUGUCUCCACUGGGGACGCUCUAUUCGUCAGGUUCGAGAGCAAAACUGGAAGCUACUCCGGAUCUUCUCUGUACUACUGGGCUCAUUACGACUUCUUCAACAACACAAGAUACGGUCGCCCAGUUCAAGAUACCGUCUGUGAUGAAGAAAUCGCUUCCUGGACCAAGUCUUCGGGAUAUCUCAGAUCUCCAGUAAACACACUCGUCUACAAACGUACCGAAGCCGACGGAGAUCUUCAUUGCCGAUACAAAUUCGUCACUGAUAACAGACUGUUUGCAAGAGUUAUCCUAACAAUCAAAAGUAUCAACUUUAAGGAUCACCCAUUCAACUCAGCUCCCCCAGAGGAGUGCUGGGACGGCAGAAUGGACAAGCUGGUCAUCUGGGAGCCUGCGCUGGUCAACAUAUCGUACCAUCCUCCAAGCAUCGCAACCAUCCCAAGCUCUGGCAAGGCGGGUGCACACUGUCUCUGCAGAACAACCCCCUCCAAGGGUGGCCGGCCAGUUACCAUAGUGACGUCAUCCACGGAGACGCUGAAUCUAGAGUUGGUGGUGGACGUGGGUCACUCAGCCUCUAGCUACUUCAAACACCCUAGUCCGUUGUUUGAGGCUACAUACGAGUUCAUCCACGGGCCACUGUGUGGACCUGCCAACAUCCCUGCUAGCACUGAGGGUGAGCUUCACUACCCUCACUAUGAAGCUCUCGGCUUCACAGAACCUCCAAGGUCGUUGAAGUGCCUCUGGGAAAUCAAGGUCAACCGAGAAAGAGACGUUUGGUUGCACUUUGACAAAGUCAGGUUUGCAACAAGGGAUUGCCAAGAUGGAAGAAUAGAAGUUUACCUCCCUUCAAGACCUGAAAUUCCAUACAUGACCAUUUGUGGACACAACGUCAGUGCUAAGGAAAUGCAACCACUCACCUCUUUGGAUCUUACUCCUCACACUGCAUCAGGCUACAGUUCACAGCCGUCGGUGAAGAUCCAGUUCAUCGGAACAGUCACGCCAGCAAGAGCCGGGUUCAAGAUAGCUUGGACGGAAUUGUUCCAUCUUCCGAGGAACGCUGACGGGACUUUGAUGACCUCGAAGAUGAUUGAUGAUGGAAUGACAGGCUCGCUGCAGAGUGAUGAUUGUGGAUUUGUCUGUCCAGGAGAGAAUGGUCUUUGUAUUCCCUCUUCGCUAGUGUGCAAUGGUGUUAUGAACUGUCCUGGUGUAGUUAACGGAAGUCUGGCCGCUGACGAGGCUUUGGAACUCUGCGCAGCAAGGAUUGACCAAAGCCAAGCAAACUGGUUCGUCAUUGCUAUAGGAGCGACUGGAGGCGGUCUGUUGGCAAUCGCGUGCAUCGUGCUUCUUUGCAAGUGCUGUUGUUGUUGCUGUGGCAAAAACGAUGACGAUGAUUACUGAUAUCACGCUUCCCCUGACCGCUAUCAUCUUCCACGAGAGAGAUAAAGUCUUUGGUUUCGUCGUGGUUGAAAUCAAGUGCUGGGAGCCCCUUUUAAGGUUUAUCUAUCAACUACAUUUAUAUGAUGAUAAGUAAAAUAUUUCUCGCAUUACUUCUUUUCCAAAGAGAACACAUAUUUUAACACCAUUAUUUCAUAGCAUAUGACACUCGACAAGUGGCCUAUGACAAACUUAAUUUUAUUUAGGACCUAUUUAGUCCUACGACGACCCAAGUCAUGGUAAAAGUACAACAGCUAAACGUACUUUUCUUUGUUUUAAGCUAAAACUAUUGACGGUAUUCCUAUGAGUCCACUGUCUUAUUUAUUGACGUUAUGUUUACAAUGUCCUCCACGUAAACCAUUAACCUUUCCUUAAAUCUAAUUUGUUAUUUUAUUGUAUGAGAAAAGCAUAAAUCUAAAUAACACAAAGUCCAAAUAUUUCCGACACAUUUCCAAAUAUGUCGUUUUCUAAGGUUUUGCUAAGAAUUUGAAAGAACAAUUUAGAGUUGGUAAUUAAAUGCUAUAACAUCUGUAGCUUUCUUUACUUUUCUAUGUAAUGUAUACUUUCGUAAGAGUACAUUCACAUGAUUAGUUGUGAACAAGACCUUCAUUCAUCCCUCCGGCUAAGAGCCUAUGGGCUCUAAACUGUAUUAUGUGUAUUUUCUCAUUAAAUCAACCUAAGCUCAUGUUCAAGGGGCUCCCCAUCAACACGCACCAAUCACGACUUACUCACUGUGAUUUCGGACACGUUUUAUAAAGUGACAUUUUUUAUCAGUGUGUUUUGUGAAUGCUCUUUAUAUUUUCAUAUUUAGAGGUAAGUCUAGAGCUCUUUCAGUGUAGCAAGACCUAAAUCUAAAUGCCAGGCCUUUUCCUUUUUUACACAACAGCAUUGAUUAUUUACGGUAUUACGAUUUCAUUAUUAUUGAAAAAUGCCCUUUUGAAAAUUUAAUUGGGUUAAGGAGUCCAUAAAUCCUAGAACUAUCGCUUAAGAUUGAGACAAAAAAUGUAUUACUAUUAAGACAUUUUACACAGCUUGUAUGCUCUCAGGAAGUAACUUGCUCUUAAAAUUUGUAUUCAAUUAAGUAAAUGACCUGAUAAGCUAUAGAUAGUAAGGAAAAAAUAAGGAAAACUGCAAAAAAUUAUUAAAAAGGUAACCGAGCUCUUGCAAAAGUUUUAAUUACAGUUCAAGUUUCUUUUUCUAUUAUGCAUUAACAGUUGUAAUACUAUAAAACUUAUGAUACUUUUUCAUAUUGUUUUAUGGCCUGGUAUUCAGAUUAAAGCCUUUUUGCCGUAAGAAACUGUAGUGUUCAUGUUUAUAAAAACUUUUAUAAAUAUUUCUGUAUCUUACGCGUUGUUUAAGUUUAUAUAAUUACGGCCUACAACACACUGAAGAUAAAUCGUUGAUUAAUUUAUUCACCGCGUAAAACAUUGUUAAUUUUGUUUAUAGGUUAAUGUUAAGUUACCAUAGCUUUAAGCGUAAAAAAUAUACGUGAAAUAUAGUUUGUAUGUAGAUAAAAAUAUAUAUUUUAUAGUGCCAUUAAGUUUCCAAAUAAUUUUAUAUUCAUUAAUAUUUUAAAAUUAAAUUUCACCAAAGCAAUAUUUCUUAUUCUAAACGUUACGUUAAAAGAUUUACUCUUUUACAUAUUUUUCUAAGCAAUAAAUAUAUCCUUAACUACAAAAUUGUGAGAAAUAAAACAAUUAAAAAUGUAUUAGGCCAUGUAAAAAAUACUUAUUGAUAAUUACAGCUGAUUUUAUGGAUAUAAUACGUGACAAUGUAAAAUUUAACUUUGAUCAAAGUGCUCAAAACAUUUUUAUAAUCAUAUAAUUGUUCAACGAAUAUGUAAACCAGUAAACCAUUACCUAUUAAAAUUCACAGAGAUAACGUGAGCUAUGUAAUUAUAUCAUCAAACAAUUUUAUUUUAAAAUACCACUGUCUGCUUAUGACAUCAAAUAAAAAUAGUAUACGAAAAUAAAACUAAUAUGUAUGAAAGAACCAAAACUAAGUUAACCACUUUGGCCACCUGAUAUUUCAAAGCUGGACCUUUCUCUUAGAAUACCGUAGAGAAGACCAUUAUAUAUGUCAUAUUUCUCCUGUUCACCUACCACAGACAAUGUACUGUACGUAGGACCAUCGCUUAGCCAUAGCAUAGACAAAUAGAAUUACAUAUAAACCAAAAUCGGUGCUGCAUUUCGCAUAAGUUCUGGCGUCCACCGCUUGGAGCACAUGUAGUUAAGGCGCACGUGCUACGUAACUACAUGACACUCCUAGCGGUGGAUGCCAGAACUCGUGCUAACCGCAGCACUGCAGGCGGUAUAUAUUUAAUUAUAUUUGUCUAUGGCCAUAGUCUGACCGGCUUCAAGCAAUCUGUAGCUGAUAAAAUUUGUAUUGUAUAUUUUAAUAAUAAAGAAAUUUU
Molecule: messenger RNA, 5353 nt
Organism: Macrosteles quadrilineatus (aster leafhopper)
Lineage: Eukaryota; Metazoa; Arthropoda; Insecta; Hemiptera; Cicadellidae
Product: cubilin-like
Exons: 13
Coding region: 199-2904 (901 amino acids)
Cellular component (GO): plasma membrane
Molecular function (GO): protein binding
Source: RefSeq, a predicted model, not a curated record